GAGAAGAUGGGGAGAAAAAAGAUCCAGAUCCAGCGGAUCACGGACGAGCGCAAUCGGCAGGUGACCUUCACCAAGCGCAAGUUCGGUUUGAUGAAGAAAGCCUACGAGCUGAGCGUCCUGUGCGACUGCGAGAUCGCCCUGAUCAUCUUCAACCACUCCAACAAGCUGUUCCAGUAUGCCAGCACCGACAUGGACAAGGUGCUGCUCAAGUACACCGAGUACAACGAGCCCCACGAGAGCCGGACCAACGCGGACAUCAUCGAGACGUUAAGAAAGAAAGGUUUUAACGGCUGUGACAGCCCGGAGCCCGACGGCGAUGACUCGAUAGACCAGAGCCCCUUGAUGGAGGAUAAAUACCGUAAAGGCAGCGAGGAUCUGGAUAUCCUGUUCAAGCGAUACGGUUCCGCAGUGCCCGCGCCCAACUUUGCCAUGCCCGUGACGGUGCCGGUGACCAACCAAAACACGCUGCAGUUCAGCAACCCGGGCAGCUCGCUGGUGACCCAGUCCCUGGUGACCUCCUCGCUGACGGACCCCCGGCUCCUCUCACCGCAGCAGCCGGCGCUGCAGAGAAACACCGUGUCCCCCUGGAUGGUAUCCCGUCCCUCAGAAGCAGGGGCGAUGCUCGGGGGAGACCUGAACAACACGAACGGAGCCUGCCCGAGCCCCGUGGGAAACGGCUACGUGAGUGCCAGAGCCUCUCCGGGUCUCCUUCCCGUGUCCAACGGCAGCAGCUUGGGCAAGAUCAUCCCGGCCAAGUCCCCGCCACCGCCCUCCCACGGCACGCAGCUCGCCACCAACAGCCGCAAGCCGGAUUUACGCGUCAUCACCUCGCAGAGCGGGAAGGGGCUCAUGCACCAUUUGAACACGCAGCGGUUGGGGGUCUCCCAAGCGACUCACUCUUUGACCACGCCGGUUGUUUCUGUGGCUACUCCGAGUUUGCUGACGCAGGGACUGCCCUUCUCUGCCAUGCCCACCGCCUACAACACAGAUUAUCAGCUGACGAGCGCUGAGUUGUCUUCGCUGCCGGCGUUCAGCUCACCUGGUGGGCUGUCCCUUAAAAAAACUCCUUGUCUGCUGGCAACUCUUUUCAAACCUCUUUCCUCGCAGGCUCUCCAGGUGGCACGGCAGCUUCUACUGCAACAGCAGCAGCAGCAGCAACAGCAGCAGCAGCAGCAGCAGCAGCAGCACCUGGUUCCUGUAUCACUAGGAAAUUUAAUACAAGGGAGUCACUUGUCCCACACCACCACUUUGACUGUCAACACCAACCCCAACAUCAGCAUCAAGUCGGAGCCCGUCUCGCCCAACCGGGAAAGAAACACUGCCACCCCGCUCAGCACCUUCCCCCACCAGCCCCGGCACGAGCCCACCGGCCGCUCGCCCGUCGACAGCCUCAGCAGCAACACCAGCUCCUACGAAGGCGAUGCAGACAGCGUCCUGUCGGGCAGUUCGGGGAACUCGGCUAUUUCUGGCCGCUGUCAUUUUGAAGCGGCAUUGAACCUUUCCCAACCGGAGAGGGGAGAGUCUUCCCUCUGCCCCGGCGCAGCGCCUCGGAAGCGGAAGGAUGUGUUUGUGCCGCUUUUAAAGAAAACUGCGGCGUUUUACCGAACCGAACUCGCAAACGAGUUCAUUUUAAGAAUGCGUUCCCGUUCCCACCUGGGCCAAAGCUUUCAAUUAGCGAAAUAG
Charadrius vociferus (killdeer) is the source of this 1683-nucleotide messenger RNA. RefSeq names its product myocyte enhancer factor 2D (gene MEF2D). Gene Ontology annotation, biological process: positive regulation of transcription by RNA polymerase II; cell differentiation. The record is from RefSeq and is a predicted model, not a curated record. Gene Ontology annotation, molecular function: RNA polymerase II cis-regulatory region sequence-specific DNA binding; protein dimerization activity; DNA-binding transcription factor activity, RNA polymerase II-specific. NCBI's taxonomy places the organism in Eukaryota, Metazoa, Chordata, Aves, Charadriiformes, Charadriidae.